AAUUUGAUCAUAUCUCUAUAAAUAUCUUAAUUUUGUUCAAAGAAAAAGAAUUUACCACCAAGGAAGCUGAAAAACAAGAGGAAAAAGACGGAAUUCCACAUCAUGGCUCCAAAAUCCCAAGAAGAGAUGAAGAAAAGGAGCAUAAUCUUCUCCAAAUCUUUGUCCCCCACUUGCAUUUCCAAGUGCCUGAGUAUCUCCAAGAAGAGCACGCUCGAGUCCUUACCGUCUUUUGGGAAAGGUCAUGCCAUAGAGCUCGUGGUUGAGGACGAAGAUGGAGUUAAGUGGCCAUUUAGAUGCUCCAUCAGGAAGAAAGGACCUCACCCAAAGGCUGUCCUCCGCAAAGGUUGGCUCAGCUUUGCCAAAGCUAAAGGGCUUAGGGUUCAUGACAAGGUAACUUUGUACAAGGAGAUUGAUGGGAUCAGAGUUUUUGGUGCUUCUCUCCCUUUCUCACGCUAUACUAUUGAGUUUCAGAGGGCAGCUGCAGAUCAUCGAAGUGAUUUUGAGGUUGAAGUUGUGCAGAAGAGAGAAAAGGGAACAACAUGUUUGCCUUCUACUUCAAUUAGCUUUUCUGAUUAUGAGUGGUACAAUUAAUUAGAUGUUGAAAUAAGUUUAUCCGUCAAACUAGCUAGUUUGAUUGAAGUACUUCAAUCAAAAUAAUUAAUCUCUGUUUUUGAUCAUGAGAAUUAGGGAAUAACCCUAAAACCCUUUCUGUAUGGAUUAAUAAUUUCAUCACUUUUGU
Molecule: messenger RNA, 739 nt
Organism: Rubroshorea leprosula
Lineage: Eukaryota; Viridiplantae; Streptophyta; Magnoliopsida; Malvales; Dipterocarpaceae
Source: the annotation of a GenBank genome assembly